Molecule: messenger RNA, 360 nt
Organism: Prosopis cineraria
Lineage: Eukaryota; Viridiplantae; Streptophyta; Magnoliopsida; Fabales; Fabaceae
Exons: 2
Coding region: 1-360 (119 amino acids)
Source: RefSeq, a predicted model, not a curated record
AUGUCAGCAAGUGAAGUCGAGUAUUUGGGACAUUUAAUUGGUGGGGGGCAAGUCAGAACAGAUCCCAAGAAAGUGCAAGCAGUGGCUGAAUGGCCUGAACCCACAAAUAUCAAGCAAUUAAGGGCUUUCUUGGGGCUGGCUGGAUACUAUAGAAGGUUUGUUAAGAGCUAUGGGAUUCUAGCUAAGCCACUAACUCUUCUUCUUAAGAAGAAUGAAUUUAAGUGGUCAAGGGUAGCUGCUACAGCUUUUACUAAACUCAAGGAAGUCUUUAUUUCUGCACCUGUACUCACUCUUCCAGAUUUCUCGAAACAAUUUGUAGUUGAAACUGAUGCUUGUGGAGUAGGGCAAGGGUUUAGCUGA